Messenger RNA from Oryza sativa Japonica Group (Japanese rice), 1665 nucleotides. NCBI's taxonomy places the organism in Eukaryota, Viridiplantae, Streptophyta, Magnoliopsida, Poales, Poaceae. The record is from RefSeq and is a predicted model, not a curated record.
ACAGGAUCGAAGAAAUUAAGGAAGCAAGUCGGAUCGGAAAGCAACAAUGGCCGGCAACCAGCAGCUGCGGGUGCUGCACGCCCUGGACAUUGCAAGGACACAGCUGUACCAUUUCAUCGCGAUCGUGAUCGCCGGUAUGGGCUUCUUCACCGACGCCUACGACCUCUUCUCCAUCUCCCUUGUCGCCGACCUCCUCGGCCACGUCUACUACCACGGCGAGCUGCCCCGGAACAUCCACGCCGCCGUCACCGGCAUCGCGCUUUGUGGCACCGUCCCUGGACAGCUCGUCUUCGGCUGGCUAGGCGACAAAAUGGGCCGGAAGCGUGUCUAUGGAAUCACCCUCCUCCUCAUGGUUGUCUCCUCUCUCGCCUCCGGACUCUCCUUCAGUAAGCACGAGGGGAUGAACAUUAUCGCUGUGCUUUGCUUCUUCCGGUUCUGGCUUGGCGUCAGCAUCGGUGGGGAUUACCCACUCUCCGCCACCAUCAUGUCAGAGUACGCCAACAAGAGGACUCGUGGUGCCUUCAUUGCUGCUGUCUUUGCUAUGCAAGGUUUCGGCAACCUUGCUGCUGGGAUCAUUGGAAUGAUAGUAUCUGCAGCUUUCAAGCAUUCAUCGGCAUCAAAGAUUGACUAUGCCUGGCGGAUAAUCCUCAUGUUUGGCGCCAUUCCUGCUGCUCUCACUUACCACUGGCGCAUGAAGAUGCCAGAAACAGCACGUUACACUGCCCUCAUCUCUAAGAAUGCAAAGAAGGCCGCCAAGGACAUGUCUGCCGUGCUCAAUGUCAACAUAACCCCGGACGAUGAAGUUAUCAAUGAGCUUGCAAGGCAGGACGAGUAUGGCCUCUUCUCGUUCGAGUUUCUCCACCGCCAUGGCCUCCACCUCCUUGGCACCACCGUCUGUUGGUUCGUCCUCGACGUCACCUUCUACUCGCUCAACAUUUUCAUGAAGAAUAUCUUCACCGAGGUCGGUCUUCUUCCUCGUCUAGAUAGCGAAUACCACCAUACCCUCCAGCGGAUGAUCACCAUGACAGCAGUUCACACAUUUAUCUCGCUUUGCGGUGCACUUCCCGGGUACUUCUUCACUGUCGCCUUCGUUGAUCGCAUCGGCCGUGUCAAGAUCCAGCUGAUUGGAUUCACCAUGAUGACUGUUUUCAUGCUUUGUCUUGCAAUUCCUUAUGAUCAGUGGCUGAGGCACAAGAACAAGUACGGAUUUGCAGUCAUGUAUGGCCUGACCUUCUUCUUCGCCAACUUUGGGCCAAAUACUACAACCUUCAUAAUUCCAGCUGAGAUUUUCCCUGCAAGGCUACGGUCCACAUGCCAUGGGAUAUCUGGUGCGGUUGGGAAGAUCGGUGCGAUUGUCGGUGUGUUUGGUUUCUUGUACACAGAAUACCAUAUCAGGAUCUUUCUGUUUGUCCUUAUUGGGUGCAAUCUUGUUGGAUUCAUCUUCACCCUUCUCUUACCAGAGUCGAAAGGGAAGUCCCUCGAGGAUCUCACUGGGGAGAUUGAAGAGUUCCAGGAGGAAGAUGAAGGAAGUGAAGUUGCUUUGUCUAGACCCAUACAUACUGUGCCUUUAUAGCCAACAAUACGAUGACAACCCUGCUCCUGCACCCGCCUAUUUUAUAUACUUCUAUAACAUCACAGUAUAUAUAAAUAUGCAUAUAUGCCAUC